This is a messenger RNA of Symbiodinium sp. CCMP2592, 546 nucleotides long. NCBI's taxonomy places the organism in Eukaryota, Dinophyceae, Suessiales, Symbiodiniaceae. The record is from the annotation of a GenBank genome assembly.
AUGUCGCUCAUCCGACGGUUCCGAUGCUCUCGUGCAGGCGAGCCACUCGUCUGCGGCUUCAGACUCGCCAACCAACGCCGCCAGCGUGGUCGGGGAUGCACCCACGCAGGCGAGCGAAAGCCCUCGGCGGGCAUCAUUGCCUCUUGCUCAGCUUGCAGAUGGUCUCAUCCAGCGCAAUGCGGCCCUCAAGAAGUUCGGCUCUCGCAGAGAAAGUGCUCAGCUGCCCGCGCCUCUACCUGCGGCGGGCACCAGCACCGUUCCGGAGGAGGUUGCCGAAAGCUUCAUUUCGGAUACUUCCGAGUCGGACGUGGUCGAAUGCAACCUGACGACCAGCGCCCUCUUCGGGGCCCUAUUCCAGUGCCAGCGGAGCAGCUCCUCCCAGGCGGAGCAUCGAGGCGGCCUUUGCCAGAACGCUUGCCGCCGCAUCUGCGAUUGGCUGACGCCGAGAAGUUUGGCGCCGCUUGGAAGCAGGCGAUAUCUUCGACUCGCAUCACCGCUGUACUAGAGUUGCAGAGCCCAAGACGCGACAGAAAGGGGUACUGUUAG